AUGGGCGAAACACCUGAGGUAGUUAAAAUUAAUAAAUGGGACGGCGCUGCAGCAAAAAAUGCCAUUGAUGAUGCUAUUCGAGAGGUUUUAACAGGAGAUCUCAAGUGUAAGGAAAGUUUUGCACUAAUUGAUGGACGGCUGUUUUUGUGUGCCUUAGCUGUUGGUGUUGCUCUAUAUGCACUCUUAUGGGAUUAUCUUUAUCCAUUCCCUCAAUCUAGAUUGGUUCUUAUCAUCUGUGUAUCCUCUUACUUUAUUCUAAUGGGGAUCCUUACUUUAUACACAACAUUUAAAGAAAAAGGCAUAUUUGUUGUUGCUCGGGAAAAUGUCGGAAACAACACUAGAAUAUGGGAAGCAAGUUCAUAUGUUAAAAAGCAUGAUGACAAGUACAACCUCAUUAUUGUGAUGCGUGACUCAAAUGGUAAAAUGCGAGAGGCUUCUAUCAACAAAUCAUUCGCCAACUUCAUUGACACAAAUGGGACUGUUGUACAAAACUUGGUACUAAAUGAAAUAAACAAACUUUACAAUUCACUGUCAUCUGAGAAAAAGGAGAAG
Iphiclides podalirius (scarce swallowtail) is the source of this 552-nucleotide messenger RNA. Lineage: Eukaryota; Metazoa; Arthropoda; Insecta; Lepidoptera; Papilionidae. The record is from the annotation of a GenBank genome assembly.